AUGCGCUUCUCACUUGCUCUGCUCACCGUUUCCGCUGCGGCGGUUUCGGCCCAGGUCGCGAACUACACCAGCUCGCUCAACAUGACCAUUGACCCCGGCACCGUGACAACCACCGAGCGAGCCCAGUGGUGCCAGGCCCAGACCAACACCUGCGAAACUCUUUGCGACAACAACACGGGCGAGAACUCUUGCACCUUGACCGACUUGUCGUGGGAAUGCACGUGCGCCUCCAACAGCUCGAUGCCCGGCCUGCAGUACUACACUCAGACCGUUCCGACCUUUAUCUGCGAGGAACUGUACUCGCAGUGCAUCACCACCAACGCCGGCAGCGCUAAGCUUCAGAAGGAAUGCACCAAGAACAUCCAGGAUCUUUGCGCUACUCAAGGCCCACCCGAUGCAGACUCGAGUAGCAGCUCGACCGAGUCCGAAACCGCCACUGCUGCCGCUUCCGCUUCCGGUUCUGCCACCGAGUCUGCAUCCAGCGCCUCGGCAACUGCGGACUCGGUGACCUCGACCAGCUCCGACGGCUUCGCUGCCCCUACCAUGGCGCCAGCAGGCAAGGGUGCUGCCGCCGCGGUCGCCAUUGGCAUGCUCGCUUACCUGGUUUAA
This is a messenger RNA of Ilyonectria robusta, 609 nucleotides long. RefSeq lists its product as uncharacterized. The transcript has 3 exons. Lineage: Eukaryota; Fungi; Ascomycota; Sordariomycetes; Hypocreales; Nectriaceae. The record is from RefSeq and is a predicted model, not a curated record. Bases 1 to 609 code for a protein of 202 amino acids.